AUGAGGAAACUGUGUCCAAAUUAUGAUAAGGAAGAUGGGCUUGAUACCGUGCUGGAGGUUCCUAUACCUGAGGAAAUGUUCACCAACAUGGGCAGCAAUGGCGCGCUGCGUUGGCAAAAUUUGCGUGCUUUGAUGAGAGCUCAAGGUGUAGAUAAAUCAACACAUCUUGCGGCUGCAUCAAACAAUGAAUUUAUGGCAUUGCUAAAGCUUGUUGGUACUCCUCUCAUCCCUUUUCAAGUCCAACCAGACCAACCGUUAACCCGCCCCAUCAAAGAUUGUUCGAUUGAAGCUUCUACAGCGAAAUAUAUAGUACAACAGUAUGUAGCCGCUACUGGGGGACAAGCAGCAUUAAAUUCAGUGAAAAGCAUGUAUGCAGUGGGACAAGUGAAGAUGGUUGGGUCGGAAAUGCACCAAGGUGAUGUUAGUUUGCAUACCAAAGGCAAUUGUGAGGUCGGUGGAUUCGUUUUAUGGCAAAAGAACCCGGAUUUGUGGUAUUUGGAAUUGGUUGUUUCUGGUUUCAAGGUCAGUGCAGGUAGUGAUGGCAAGGUAGCUUGGAAUCAGUCUUCUUCUCAACCUUCUCAUGCUAAUAAAGGUCCUCCAAGGCCUCUGCGCAGGUUCUUCCAGGGAUUGGACCCCAGGUGUACAGCUAACUUGUUCCUAGAUGCAGUGUGCAUUGGAGAGAAAACCAUAAACGAUGAAGACUGUUUCAUACUCAAGCUCGAGACUGCCCCACUUCUCCUCAAAGCACAAUGUACACCCAACACUGAAAUUGUCCACCACACAGUUUGGGGCUAUUUCAGCCAACGUACAGGACUCCUUGUCCAAUUCGAGGACACAAAGCUAGUAAGAAUGAAGUCCAUUAAAGGAAAUGAUAGUGUGUUUUGGGAAACAAGCAUGGAAUCGAUGAUCCAAGAUUAUAGAUACAUUGAUGGGAUUAAUAUAGCUCAUGGUGGUAGAACUAAUACCACGUUGUAUAGGUAUGGAGAGGCGUUUCAUCACAGGCGGAAGAUUGAGGAGUCCUGGAGAAUCGAAGAGGUUGAUUUUAAUAUUUGUGGUUUGUCCAUGGAUUGCUUUUUGCCUCCUUCUGACCUUAAGAGAGAACAAGAUGGAGAACAAGGAGUUUGA
This is a messenger RNA of Quercus robur (English oak), 1125 nucleotides long. RefSeq lists its product as uncharacterized. NCBI's taxonomy places the organism in Eukaryota, Viridiplantae, Streptophyta, Magnoliopsida, Fagales, Fagaceae. Bases 1 to 1125 code for a protein of 374 amino acids. The transcript is spliced from 3 exons. The record is from RefSeq and is a predicted model, not a curated record.